AUGGCGUCAUUUGCGAUUAAAGGCUAAAACACAACUUGAUUGCAGUUUCCGCGAUAACAGUUGGCUAAUUAGAUAGCAGUCUAAUUAGCUGGCGACGCAAAUCAAUUAGCUAGCAAGCUAGGUUAAGCAGCCCCCACCCCGGUCUUGUAACGUCGCAUAACAGAGGUCUCGCUGGUUACUACACACAAAAAGGAGGAAGUAGUCGACACAAUGUUAAGUGAAACACACCACAGCGGGGCUCCAGGCGAGUCCGAGCUCGGUUGUAAACAACAAACGAUGAGUAUAGAAGUGGAGAGAAAAUUUGUAUGCAAUGCCAGCAGUCUGAAAACCCUGGAAGAAAUUGGAGUUUGUGCCGGUCAGUACCAGUUUCAGGACCGAUACUUUGACACCCCAGAAUUUGACCUCACUUUAAGUGACGUGUGGCUGCGUCAACGCAAAGGAUGCUGGGAGCUCAAGUGUCCAACCACGACAGUCGAAGGGGCGGAAGAGACACGAGGAGAAUCAUCCAAAGCAGCCAAACUAUGUACUUGCUACAAAGAGAUAACCAAUUUGGCCGAUAUUCAUCUGAAGCUGAAGGAGUUUCUGAAAGACACUGGCCAAAACGUUAAGUUCUUGAUGACUGAGGGCUGUCAGACGUUAACUGACCGCCAUGGUCUUGGCAAUGCAGAGAUGAACUGGGCGCCCGGCGAGUGCUGGGUCAGUGCUAUGAAUCUAGUAUGCUUUGCGGAGUUUACCACAAUGAGGCGGACAUUCACUUUAGAAGAGGACGGUGUGCGCGUAGAUCUAGACGAAGCAGACUUCGGCUACAUUGUGGGAGAGAUAGAGGUACUCAUACCAGAGGGAGGAGAUAUGCAGGCGGCCUUGGACAAGAUUGAAAGAACCGGAAAGAAGCUUGGUGUGAAUGCAGAUCAGGGAGUUGAUGGGAAAAUGUCUGUUUACCUUCAAAGGAACUACCCAGCGCACUAUGCAAGGCUACGGAGUCGAUACAUCUUGUAGAAGACAACUUGAAGAGAUGACAUGAGGAGUCACUCACUGCCAGGGCAGUGAUUUUAUUAUUGAAUGUGUAAUUUAUGUUCCUGAGAAGUAAGCCAAUAAAUUGUGUUCUCGCU
Phycodurus eques (leafy seadragon) is the source of this 1109-nucleotide messenger RNA. It is a transcript of the gene thtpa, whose product is annotated as thiamine triphosphatase. Bases 211 to 996 code for a protein of 261 amino acids. Gene Ontology annotation, molecular function: thiamine triphosphate phosphatase activity; magnesium ion binding. The record is from RefSeq and is a predicted model, not a curated record. Gene Ontology annotation, biological process: thiamine diphosphate metabolic process; dephosphorylation. The transcript is spliced from 4 exons. NCBI's taxonomy places the organism in Eukaryota, Metazoa, Chordata, Actinopteri, Syngnathiformes, Syngnathidae.